AUGUAAUUUAGAAAAAUUUUUUAAUUCUCAACUCUUUCAAAGCAAUUAAUCUAAGACACUGAGAGAUAUUAUUAUCUCAAUCAAUAAUCAACACGUAAUCAAAUGUUUUUUGAAUAAUUUCAAUAACACAAGUAAAAUUAUUUUAAUACAUUACUUACUUGUGAUCUUAAAUAAAUUAGUAAUUGGAGAAUGCUCAUUUUAAAUCUUUUCAGAAUUGAAACAGAACCUAAUGAUCUUAUGAAAUAAAUAAUUAUUAGAUAUUCAGAAUUAUAUGGUAUUGAGGACUUGUUUAAAAUUAAUAAUAACAAAUUAACAUAAUUAUUAAUUAAUCAUCACAAUAUUUAUGAUGUUCCUAUUAAUUUAUUAAAAUGUGAUGGAAUUGCUUAAAUAAUUGAACAAUAUGAACUUACACUUACUGUAUAUCGAGAUAUUUAAUUAAGUAAACUUUUUAAACAUUUAAUACUCUGUUAAAAACUCAAUUUAUAAGUCAUUCCUAUUCACACAUUUAAUUUAGUUCAUUAUAAUAUUGAAAAAUCUAAUGAACUAGAAUUCUUAAAUGAAUUAGUCUUAUAUCAAAGAUCUAAAAGAUCUUAAACUAAUAAAUUACCUAAUGAAACUUGGAGUUUAGUCUUCAAUCGUAUACUAUAAUAUAAACUUAAUGAGUCAAAUCUAUAGUAUACUUGUUAAUUACUUCAAUAAUUUGCACAUUAAAAAAUUAAUAUUAAAUUUGAUCUUAUGAAUUUGCUUAAACAUGUUAUUGAUGAAUUUAGAAUGCUUUCUAAAAGAGAAUCAACAUUAUUAGAAAUAAUUCGAACAAUUAAUAUUUUAAAAGCAAAUAAAUAUGAUAUUGCAGAAUUAAAGGAACUUCGUAAAAUAUGUUUAAAAGAAAAAUAAUUGUAAGGAGAUAAAGAAUAUGAUUUAUAUAUGAAUCUUGAGCAUUAAACUUAGAGUAUUGAAUUAAUUGAUAAUUAAAAUUUAAAUGCUUACUUAACUGAAAUUCUUUUAGGUGAUGUAUAGAAACUUAAUGAAGUUCAAAAAGUUGAUUUAAGAGAAAAGAUUUUAAAUAAAUUAUAAACAGAAACUGAUGAAAAUUCAUUAAAGAAAAUUAUAGUAGUUAGUAGAUAAUUGUGGCCAACUGAAAUUUCUAUUGUAUAAAAAUGUGCUAAAUAAAUUAAACAUUUACUUGCAAACAAUGAAUAAAGUAAAGAAAUGAUUUCUUUAGCAAUAAAUUCUUUGUAUGAAUUCAAAAGAAUAUAGUAUCCUUUUUUGGAUGAUUAACUAAUUAAUUAUUUAGCUAGUAUUGAUGAUUUAUAUAUAAAUCCACAAGAAAUUAGUGUACUUCUCUAUUAUAUUUGUUUAUCUUUACCAAAAUUUACAAAAAAAGAAUUAAAUCGUGUUACAAUAAGAGAAUAUCCUAUAAAUUAAAAUCUAAGUAAAAUCUUUAUUAAUUUAUUGCCUGUGAUUAAAAAAAUGUGUUCAAAAAAUGCUUUAAGAUUAAAAGUAAUAUAUACUCUUACAGAUUGUAUUUGUAAAUACAAAGAAUAGUUAGUAGAUAUAGAUUUGAAAUUUUUAUUUGAAAAAAUAGAAUUUAAUUUAGUAAAGGAAUUAGAAGUAAAGCAACAAUGUAGAGUAGCAAUAGAAUAAAAAGACUUAUUAUUUUUACAUGAAAGAUUUCGAUAUUUAAAGGUUGGAUCUAGAAAAUUAUUAAGAUUCUUUGAUGAUGCAAAAUCAAAUUAUUUUGGUGCUCUAUAAAAAUUAUUACAAAGAUAAAGAGUAUAUUUGAGAAUGAGACAAUCUAGAGGUAGAUCAAUUAGAGCAUAAAGAUCCUUUUGAU
This is a messenger RNA of Paramecium pentaurelia, 1834 nucleotides long. The record is from the annotation of a GenBank genome assembly. Lineage: Eukaryota; Ciliophora; Oligohymenophorea; Peniculida; Parameciidae.